Messenger RNA from Helicoverpa armigera (cotton bollworm), 1200 nucleotides. RefSeq lists its product as uncharacterized. The coding region runs from base 121 to 1179 and encodes 352 amino acids. Gene Ontology annotation, molecular function: DNA polymerase processivity factor activity. Gene Ontology annotation, biological process: mitochondrial transcription; transcription elongation by mitochondrial RNA polymerase. The transcript is spliced from 7 exons. Gene Ontology annotation, cellular component: mitochondrial nucleoid. NCBI's taxonomy places the organism in Eukaryota, Metazoa, Arthropoda, Insecta, Lepidoptera, Noctuidae. The record is from RefSeq and is a predicted model, not a curated record.
UAGGUUAUGUAAAUUGUAAACAAUGAGAAUAAUUGCUUUAUUAACGCUUAACGCUAUAUUAAGUUAUAAAUGAAUAAAAAAUAAACAUUUUAUAUUAAUUCACCUGUGGAAUAUCAGAAAAUGUUAUUUAACUUAGCGAAAACAUCAACAAAGAGCGCAGUAUGCUUGAGCUGCCGAAUGUCAAUCGUUCCUAGAAAGUAUUUCAGUGAGGGGUUAGAUAGUAAAUACAAUGAUACAGAGAAGGAGAAAAUAUUACAGGUUAUAAACAAUCCAGAUUCUAGUAGUUUAGCUAGUUAUGAAGUAAGUAAAUCAAAUAUCAAAAAGUUUGCACAAUGGAAGACCAGUAAUGGGGAACUAAAAUCACUAUCAGAACUAGAAUAUGUUGAGGGAUUUUCUGAAAGGUCGGCAAAGAAACUCUUCAACAGUAUAUUAAGUGGACCUUCUAAGGAGAAAAAAGCUGGGACCAAAAUAAAAGGGCAGAUACUACAUCCUUAUUUAAGUGAAAAUGUUAUAAAGGAAUGCAAUACAGUAUUAUCAUUGUACAUAACAGUGAACUCGGUGAGUUGGACGUUAAUAGACAAGAAUAGCUAUGAGGUCCAAGAUUGGAGGUAUCAUGGCAUUGACUACCCUGAAGGCAAGAAGUUCCAGAUCACUGAUAUUUUGGAUAUUGCAUGGCGGGUAACCCAACAGCUGCCUGCAGCAGACAUAUACGUGAUGAAAGCCGAAGCCACGAGUCUCCGCGCCGCCGGCAGCGAUCCCAACAACCCGAAGGUUUUGGCCGUCAACCUGCAGAAAGCGCAAAUGGUUGCCAUGAUUAUAGCUCUGAUUAAUGCAAGAAGUAAUGGGAUACAAUCAUUUGAAAAUGAAAACGUCAGUCUAAAGCAAAAAGUGUAUUUUUUGAGACCUACUCUACCAUACAGGCUCUACGGGACUUUAGUCGGCAACGAACGGGUCUCAACAGACCAAUUAGUAGAAAUGUUACUUCGAGACCUUUCAGAAAAGUCCCCAAAAAACUCCCAUGCUUACAUUCCUGAAAGUCUACAAUCUAUGUUCAGGUCACAGAAGGAUCUAGAAAAAGAUAUGCUGGGACAUUGUCUAUUGUUAAGCUUGACAUUCAUGGAUCUAUGUAUUUAUAAGAAUCAGGAAAGAAUAGCGAAGUUGGUUAGACGUGGUGAGUAAUGAAUAAAUUUUUGAAUUAUA